Molecule: messenger RNA, 1047 nt
Organism: Emys orbicularis (European pond turtle)
Lineage: Eukaryota; Metazoa; Chordata; Testudines; Emydidae
Gene: IGLON5
Product: IgLON family member 5
Exons: 7
Coding region: 1-1047 (348 amino acids)
Source: RefSeq, a predicted model, not a curated record
AUGUGCGGCUGUUACACAGUUGCCCCACCCCAGAGGUGGCUGCAUCUCAGCACUGGGCGAGCCGUCCCCACGCAUUAUCUCAUCCAUUCUCUCUUUCUGCCCUCAGGACUGCUGGUGCGGAGCCUGGAGUAUAACCAGCCAGCCGACAACUACACCGUGUGUCAAGGAGACAAUGCCAUUCUGAGCUGUUCCAUCGACGAGGAGGUGACCCGGGUGGCCUGGCUGAAUCGCUCCAACAUCCUGUACGCCGGGAACGACAAGUGGUCCAUCGACCCGCGGGUCCAGCUGCUCACCAACAGCCCGGCCGAGUUCAGCAUCGUCAUCGCCAGCGUGGACGUGUGGGACGAGGGGCUGUACACCUGCUCCUUCCAGACCCAGGCCAAGCCCCAUACGGCCCAGGUCUACCUCAUCGUGCACGUGCCGGCUCGGAUCACGAACAUCUCCUCGGCCGUGACGGUGAACGAGGGGAAUGACGUGAGUUUGCUGUGCAUGGCCACGGGCAAACCAGAGCCCACCGUGACCUGGAGACAGCUGAGAGACGGGUUCACCAGCGAAGGGGAAUAUCUGGAAAUCACCGAGAUCAACAGGCAGCAGGCCGGGGAAUACGAGUGCGUCACGGCCAACGGCGUCUCUCUGGCCGACAGCAAGAGGGUCCUGAUCACAGUCAACUACCCUCCCACCAUCAAGGACGUGAAGGACGCCUAUCCUCCCAUGGGGAAGCCGGCACUGCUGAGAUGUGAGGCCAUGGCCGUGCCCCCUGCCGAAUUCGAGUGGUUCAAGGAUGACAAGCACAGACUCUUCGGGGGCCUCGAGGGGCUGCGGAUCCGGAAUGAGCGCACGCGUUCCAUGCUGCUCAUCGACAACGUCACCGCUCGGCAUUAUGGGAACUACAGCUGCCUGGCCUCCAACAAUCUGGGGGUCUCCAAUGCAAGCCUGCGGCUGAUACGCCCCGGUUCUCUGGAAAACGUAGCCGUGACCGGGAUGGAGUCCCCCUUGUUCCUGGGCUUGCUGUCGUCUGCCUUUGUGACUCUCCUGUUUAAGAUCUAG